This is a messenger RNA of Coprinopsis cinerea okayama7#130, 537 nucleotides long. RefSeq lists its product as hypothetical. NCBI's taxonomy places the organism in Eukaryota, Fungi, Basidiomycota, Agaricomycetes, Agaricales, Psathyrellaceae. The transcript has 2 exons. The record is from RefSeq and is a predicted model, not a curated record. Bases 1 to 537 code for a protein of 178 amino acids.
AUGGUGUUGGUAACGCUUACAGACGCUCAGAAGGCCAAAUUUCUCGAAAGAUACAGCCAUCUUCCCAAGCCGUUCAUGCCAUGGCAGUUUGACGAGUCAGACCCACGGAAACUCUCAGACUGGAUUUGCGAACUCUACACAUCAAUAAUGCCACUUCGUCACAUCCCCAACCGCUUGUACCUCCGUCGCGGAUACCACUUUCAGCCACCGCGGUUCGAUUUUGGCUGGGCUAUGGACCGUGACACAAUGUAUGAAGUCGCCCAACGCUGCGGCUUCACGCACUGCUUCCAAACUGUUAGGAAACCAUUGCCCGAUGGCCGACCACGGAAGCCAGUGCUCAAUCUGGGUGCAGCGACGGACUUUUUGAAAUCGGCCAUCGAAAAGCAGUUCCCCGAAAUCCUUCGAGAUCUCAAAAACCACCCCAUUCGCAGCCUUACCGGCGGUUUCAAUAUAUUAACCCCCUCUGGUGACAACCACGGCCAAUUAUAUUACAGACCAGAAUUAGAGACACCAUUCAAGAGGGCCAUAAUAAAUUAG